Phanerochaete carnosa HHB-10118-sp is the source of this 837-nucleotide messenger RNA. RefSeq lists its product as uncharacterized. Gene Ontology annotation, molecular function: RNA polymerase II CTD heptapeptide repeat phosphatase activity. The coding region runs from base 86 to 826 and encodes 246 amino acids. The record is from RefSeq and is a predicted model, not a curated record. The transcript is spliced from 6 exons. Gene Ontology annotation, biological process: termination of RNA polymerase II transcription. Gene Ontology annotation, cellular component: mRNA cleavage and polyadenylation specificity factor complex; nucleus. Lineage: Eukaryota; Fungi; Basidiomycota; Agaricomycetes; Polyporales; Phanerochaetaceae.
AAGUCCCGCCUACCAUACGCCGCCACCUCAGCAGCAGGGCUAUCCACUCGCUGAUGGUGGUCCCUCCUACGUCCAGCCGCCAUCGAUGCCACAGGCAUCCCAGAUCCCGCACCAGUAUUCCUCCAGUUCCAUCUCAAAUGUGCAACUUCAGCAGGAAGCGGAGGACGCGGGUUCGAUACAGCCCUCCAUCCCCAGCACCCAAGCACCGUUGCAGUCACCAUCCGAUUCAAUGGGAAAACAAAUAUACAAACCUAAGCCGUUGUUCUGUGUAGUAUGUGCCAGUAAUCAGAACCGAUCUAUGGAGGGACACUACGUGCUGUCCAAAGCUGGCCAUCGCGUCAUUUCUUAUGGCACGGGCUCUGCUGUCCGGCUGCCGGGGCCAGCAAUAGACAAGCCCAAUAUUUAUCCCUUCGGAACGCCAUACAAUCAAAUUUAUGAAGAACUCCAGGAACAAGACCCUCGUUUGUACACCGCGAACGGAUUGUUACAGAUGCUCGACCGAAAUCGGCGUCUCAAACUCGCGCCCGAACGGUGGCAGGAAAGCAAGGCCGUGGCGGAUAUUGUCAUUACCUGUGAGGAGCGUUGCUUCGACGCUGUUUGCGACGAUUUACUGGCGCGCGGCGGAGACUUCAACAAACCUGUGCAUAUCGUCAACAUUGAGAUCAAGGACAACCACGAAGAGGCGCAUUUUGCUGGGAAGGCAAUAGUUGACCUUGCUGCGGCGAUUGAGGCGGCCAACGAUAUCGACGAGGAGAUCGAUGCGAUACUACAGGCUCACCAAGAGAAACACCCUCACAGUCUGUUACAUGCCGUCGCAUACUAUUGAUUGAUAAGGCC